AUGAAGAAAGGAGAGGCGGUGCCUGUGUUCAAAACUCUCCCAGGACCAAAAAUCUCCAGGCUGGAUCUGGGUGGAGCUCUGGGAACGCCGCAGGAGAAGAUCUUCGUGUGCUCCGGGUCUCAGGUCCGAGGCUUCUCCAAAAAGGGAAAACAGUUUCUGACCUUUGACGCCAACCUCACAGAAAACAUAAACGCAAUGCACGUGUCUGGCUCCGACCUCUUUGUGUGCGCGAGCUACAUCUACAACCAUUACCUGGACUGCAAGGAUCAGGACUACUUCCUGUCAGGAGAUAAGAUCAAUGACAUCACAUUUCUGUCAUAUGAAAACCUGCCCAGGCCUCUCCCCGUGCUGGCGUGUCAGGAUCGAGUUCUCAGAGUUCUGCAGGGGUCGGAGCUGGCGUACGGGAUCGAAGUUCCUGGACCUCCGUCUGUUCUGGAGCUGUAUAACAAAGAUGGAGGGGACGAAAUUCUUUAUGGAACCUCUGACGGUAAGAUUGGAUUACUCCAGAUCGGUGACCAGACUUCUUCAAGCAAAUGGGAGAUCGACAACGACAAAAAGAAAGGAGGAAUCCUCUGCCUGGACACUCUGGACAUCAUGGGGGACGGGGUGAUGGACGUCCUGGUGGGCAGAGACGACGGAGCAGUGGAGGUCUAUGGCUUUGACAGCAGUGGAGACCCCACAAUACGCUAUGAGCAUGUGCUUUCUGAGAGCGUGACCUCCAUCCAAGGCGGCUGUAUUGGAAAAGAAGGCUACGACGAUGUGGUCACGGCGACUUACACAGGAUGGGUGACGGGGCUGACCACUGAACCCCAGAGAGCAGAAGUGGGUCCAGGUGAUGAAGUGAAGAUGAGCAAAGAAAUGCAAACCAAAGUGGACGCUCUGCGGGCAGAGUUGGAGUCUCUGCAGGUGCAGGUGCUGCAGGGCAGGGAGCAGUACCAUCAGACGGCUCAGUCCCAGACCGCGGUCUCUGCUGUCCCCGUCUUCAGCAUCAACGACAAGUUCAGCCUGAGCCAAGAGGACGCCAGCUACAGCCUCAGUCUGGAGGUGCAGACCGCCAUCGACAACCUCCUCCUGCAGAGUGACGUUCCCAUCGACCUCCUGGACGUGGACAAGAAUUUUGCUGUGGUCAGUUUCAGCGAAUGCGACUCAGAGCAGCACAACGGGAACUUCCUCCUGGCCACAUACCGAUGCCAAGCCAACACCACUAGACUUGAACUGAAGGUGCGGUCCAUCGAGGGGCAGUACGGCACCCUCCAGGCGUACGUCACCCCUCGGCUGCAGCCCAAGACCUGCCAGGUCCGACAGUACCGCAUCAAGCCUCUGUCUCUGCACCAGAGGAUCCACAGCAUCGACCAGGACCGGCCCCUGAACCGGCUGAGUCUGGUCGGACAGUUCAGUCUGGCCGAGAUCCACUCCUGGGUGGUGUUCUGUUUACCAGAGGUGCCAGAGAAGACACCAGCGGGAGACACCAUCAGCUUCUACUUCCAGAACACGUUCCUCGGCACGCAGCUCGAGGCCACAUACUGCAAAGCAGAGGGACACUUCAAGUCAGACAACAUCUCCACCAUCUCCAUCCUCAGCGACGUUCUCUCCAAAGAGGCCACCAAGAGGAAGAUCAACCUCAACAUCUCCUACGAUAUAAACGAUGAGUCCGUCAGCCACACGCUGCAGAUGAUUCACCCCAAACUGGAAUAUCAGCUGACUCUGGCCAGAAAGGUGCAGCUUAUCGACGCACUGAAGGAGCUGCAGGUGCACGAGGGGAACGCAGACUUCCUCAUCCCAGAGUACCGCAGCAUUCUGGACCAGUCUGCGAGUCUGCUGGAGGAGUACAAGAAGCAGCCGGCGCACCUGGAGAGACUCUAUGGAAUGCUCACGGACCUCUACAUCGACAAGUUCAAGUUCAAAGGACAGAACGUCAAAACUAAAGUGUCCUCACUGUUGGAGAUUCUGGAUCACUACGAUUUAAAUACUCUUUUGGACUUUUUUAAUGAUGUAUAA
This is a messenger RNA of Knipowitschia caucasica, 1998 nucleotides long. The record is from the annotation of a GenBank genome assembly. NCBI's taxonomy places the organism in Eukaryota, Metazoa, Chordata, Actinopteri, Gobiiformes, Gobiidae.